Molecule: messenger RNA, 1161 nt
Organism: Pseudomyrmex gracilis
Lineage: Eukaryota; Metazoa; Arthropoda; Insecta; Hymenoptera; Formicidae
Product: odorant receptor 22c-like
Exons: 6
Coding region: 1-1161 (386 amino acids)
Biological process (GO): detection of chemical stimulus involved in sensory perception of smell; sensory perception of smell
Cellular component (GO): plasma membrane
Molecular function (GO): olfactory receptor activity; odorant binding
Source: RefSeq, a predicted model, not a curated record
AUGAAGAACAAGAUAAAGUUGACGAGUAUCGUAUGUCCACCGUCUGUGGAGUUCUGCCUUCGUUUGAUUGGCGUAUGGCCGGAAGCGUCACACGCAUUUUCACGCAAAUUUCUUUACAUACUCUCGUUAAUGGUGGCCCAAAUCUUUCAAUAUCAGUAUAUAAUUAAGCAUUUCAGCAAAAAAGAGUUGUUACUCUUUGUAGAUGUUUUAAGCGUCACUCUGGCUUAUAGUCUCGUAUUAAUUAGAGUAAUUAUUUUCGCGUUCAAAUCUCGUUUAUUAGAUAAAAUGAUUGCGUCCAUGGUUGAAGAUUGGAAAACGCGCGACGUUUCUGAGAUUUAUAUGAUGACCAGAAUAGCUGAUAUCUCUCGUCGAUUCUCAAAUUUGAUAAUUGUCUGCAAUGCGAUGUCGGUGUUUCUUUAUGCGACUGGCACAUUCUUCAGUCACAGACACAACAAUCAGACCGACACUCGAGAGCUUCUCGUUAAAAUGGAGAUUCCCAUCACAAUCGAUAACAUAUUAGUGUAUGUAGCUAUUCUUGUUACACAAUUUAUCCAACAGACGAGUGCAGCUAGUGUGGCGGGUGUAUUGGAUUGCCUGUUAAUAACGCUGGUUCUUCACGUAUGCGGACAGAUUGAUCUAGUGCGUCGGAAGUUAGUUGAAAUUACAAAGAAAGACAUCGAACGUCAAAUGACCGAAAGUAUCAUAAAAACAUUGAUCGUUCGGCAUCAAAAAAUCAUCAUCUUCUCUACAAAUAUCGAGGCUAUGUUUUCAAAUAUCGCGUUGAUGCUAUUUAUAUCGAAUACUUUGAUUAUCUGCUGUUUAGGAUUUCUCAUUAUAAUCUCUAUUGAUGCUCCAGACGGAUCAACGGUGCUAGUAAAAUCCUUGUUCUUUUACAUUGCUAUUAAUACAGAAGCAUUUAUAUUUUGCUUCGUAGGAGAACAUCUCAGUAAGAAAAGCAAAAUGAUUGGCGACGCAGCAUAUGAGUCGCUUUGGUACGAUCUAACGCCGACACAGAAUCGAGAUCUUCUAUUUAUAAUCGUAAGAUCGCAGAAGCAUUUGACGCUCACGAUUGGAAAAGUCAUGGAUUUGUCUUUGCAACAAUUUACCAGCAUUGUAAGAGCCUCGGCAUCAUACGUGUCGGUGUUACACGCGAUGUAUUGA